GUUCCCUAUCCAACUUUUUUUUGAAAGCCAUAAACAGAGCAAAUACCUUUAAUACCAAGAAAAGUCAAUGGCUAAACGACCAUUUGUCGUCUGUUACAUUUGUGGUCGAGAAUUUGGUUCAGCAUCAAUCGGCAUACACGAACCCCAAUGUCUGAAGAAAUGGCAUCAAAAAAACGAUAUGCUACCAAAAUCAGAGAGGAUGCCACCACCAGUUAAACCACAAUUAGUUCGCUCAAAUGAAUUUCAAGGUCCCGCUGACAGUCGGUCCGGUGGUGGUUAUCAGUUUGAUCUACCCACAGGUAUUACGCAAUCCGCAAGUACAUUUAAUGAGGCAGCAGCACUAGCCGCAAGUGCAAAUCUAGUCCCAUGUCCGAAAUGCGGUAGGACAUUUAAUCCCGACAGAAUUGAAGUGCACAAACGUGUAUGUAAAUCAUCAAUGUCGAAUAGACUUCAGACAGUGAAUAGUAAUAAUGCAGAAAAAUCAUUAAAAAUUACUCCUAAAUACACUAAUGAUAAUUUACUGACUAAAUGUUGUAUUUGUAAUCAAAUGAUUCAAACGCAUUUAAUGCCUAAACAUGAAUCCGAUUGUCUAAUUAAAUCGAAACAAACUUAUGAUGAUAUCUCAUUGGCUAAAAGUCAAGGUCAGCCCAUGUCUACUUCAUCCAAUCAACUAACGAAUAGAUUCCAUGAAUUAAAUUUAAAAUCAACACAGGAUAGAUUACUGCCAUGUUCAUAUUGUUCACGACGUUUCCUGCCAACAAGUUUAGAAAUGCAUUUAAAAUCAUGUAGAUCGAAAAAAGACAACACAACUAGAAAAGAAUGUCAACGUCAAUCACAGGCGUCAGGACAGCGUACACGUUCUAGAACACCAACAAAACCGAUAUCAGCAGUUUGUUAUAUAUGUGGACGUGAAUAUGGCACAUGGUCAAUUAGUAUACAUGAACCAAAAUGUUUAGAAAAAUGGCAUAGACAAAAUAAUGAAUUACCAUUGGCUAUGAGAAGACAACCACCUCAACGUCCAGCAGAUCUACCGAAUAAAGAAGCUAGUUAUCAUGAUGUUGAGAAGUAUAAUCAACAAGCCUGGGAGAUAAGUAAAGCUGCACUUGUACCAUGUAGUAAAUGUAAGCGAACAUUUAAUCCAGAGAGAAUAGAAAUACACGAAAAAGCAUGUAAAGCUAUCAGCCAAUAAUAAUUUGACGUUUAUUUUUGUUUAAAUUUACAUCAGUUAAGCGCCAAUAUUGAUUUUAAAUAUUGUACAAAUGACAACUUUUGGUUUACCUGCAUGACAUGCUUUUAUUUGACUAAUUUUUAUUUCAUUUUUGUUUUGUCUUUGUAAUUUAUAAUUUUAUUUUCAUUUGUUUUCAUUAAUUUCAAAGAAUUAUUAUUUAUUUAUUUAUUUUUAGAGGUGAGAAGAGAAGGGAUAUUCAUUUAUUGACUGACUCCAUGAUUUCACUAUUUUACAAUUAUUUUGUCAUCUCACUUUUAUUUCAU
Trichobilharzia szidati is the source of this 1491-nucleotide messenger RNA. The record is from the annotation of a GenBank genome assembly. NCBI's taxonomy places the organism in Eukaryota, Metazoa, Platyhelminthes, Trematoda, Strigeidida, Schistosomatidae.